Saxophila tyrrhenica is the source of this 882-nucleotide messenger RNA. It is a transcript of the gene saf4, whose product is annotated as Protein saf4. The transcript has a single exon. NCBI's taxonomy places the organism in Eukaryota, Fungi, Ascomycota, Dothideomycetes, Mycosphaerellales, Extremaceae. Gene Ontology annotation, biological process: mRNA splicing, via spliceosome. The record is from RefSeq and is a predicted model, not a curated record. Bases 1 to 882 code for a protein of 293 amino acids. Gene Ontology annotation, cellular component: post-mRNA release spliceosomal complex; U2-type spliceosomal complex.
AUGCAAGGCUUCAACAUGGGUCGGUAUAUCCCACCAGAUGCAGCGGACGCCGGCGCAACUUCCGGGAACAGAAUCCACCAGAAACGCGCUCCGGGUACUCUUCGCAAAGACGGCACCCAGACUGUGCGCUUCGAACUCCCCUACGCUGUCUGGUGCCAUACGUGCUCCCCGCACGCCAUCAUCGGACAAGGUGUGCGCUUCAACGCCGAGAAGAAGAAGGUCGGCUACUACUACAGCACGCCGAUAUGGCAGUUCCGAAUGAAGCAUGCGGCAUGUGGUGGGACGCUGGAGGUGCGGACGGACCCGAAGAAUACGGCGUACGUGGUCACGGAGGGCGGGAAGGCGAGGGACUACGGAGAGGACAAGGUCAGAGAGGGUGAAGGCGGGGUGGAGAUACUGACGGAGGCGGAGAGGGAGAGGAGGAGAAAGGACGCGUUUGCGUUGCUGGAGGGGAAGGUGGAGGGGGAGCAGGCCGUUAAGGAUAACAAGAGGAGGAUCGAGGAGUUGUGUGUGGAGAAGGAGAGGGAUUGGGGUGACACUUGGAGUGCCAACAAGCGGGUGAGGGAUGCUUUCCGAAGAGAGCGAAAGGUCAGGAAGAGGGAAGAGGAGAGGACGGAGCAGCUCAAAGAACGCAUUGGCUCUGAUAUGGAUCUGCUUCCAGAGAGCGAGGAGGACGCCAGGAGGGCAAGGCUGGUUGACUUUGGCGGCGGAGAAAACGAAGCUCGAUCUCAGCCGUUCAUGCGCAAGACGAGCUCACUUGCAAGAUCAACGAAGUCUCAAAAGCUUACCAAGGCCGACAGAACGGAUGCGCUUCGGCGGCAGCUUCUGAGCAACACUAGGGCGGCGAUGAACCCUUUCGACAAGGAUGGAGCAUUUCCGUGA